Molecule: messenger RNA, 6485 nt
Organism: Microcebus murinus (gray mouse lemur)
Lineage: Eukaryota; Metazoa; Chordata; Mammalia; Primates; Cheirogaleidae
Source: RefSeq, a predicted model, not a curated record
CGGGGCGCGAUGGAGCCGGCGGCUGACCUGGGGCUCGGGGACUCGUCCCUGCACCGCUACCUGGACGGCGACUUCUGGAGCCUCAAGAACGAGCUGCGCAGGCUCCUGGGCGGCUGCCCGCUCUUCCGGCACAGGUAUGAUUUAAAUUUGGAUGAAAUGAGAGCUUUGACAAUUCAGAGAGUGAAUUUUACCAUGGGUCUACCUCUGUUAAAGCGUGCAGUUCAGGAACAGGCAGAGAAAACAAAGAAUUUUGUCAGCCGAAGCCUCGUGAUAGGAGAAGUCCUCUCCAUCGCGGACAUGGCCACAGGAGUGAAGUGUGGAAUAAUCUAUUGGCUAUUCGGUGGUGCUGUCAGGAAUCUCGGAAGCCCCGGACAUGUUACUAAGUGGUUCCGGCCACUCCAGGAGCAGAAAUACACGGGGAUGUUUGCGAUGACCGAGAGGGGCCACGGGAGCAACGUGAGAGGGAUCCAGACGGAAGCCACCUUUGACCUCUCUGCACAGGAGUUCGUCAUUGACACGCCGUGCGAGAACGCCGAGAAGAUGUACAUCGGCAACGCCAUGCACGGGAAUUACGCCGCGGUCUUCGCCCAGCUCAUCGUAAAUGGAAGGUCCCAAGGGCCACACUGUUUCAUCGUUCCUGUCCGGGAUGAAAACGGAAACUUGUACCCAGGAGUGACAGCUGUUGAUAUGAUGUACAAAGAAGGUCUGCAAGGUGUGGAUAAUGGGAUUUUAAUAUUUGACAAGGUUCGGAUUCCAAGGGAGAACCUGUUGGAUAAGUUCGGUUCUGUGGCUCCAGAUGGACAGUACCAUUCUCCUAUCAAGAACAAGAGCGCAAGAUUCAACGCGAUGCUGGCUGCGCUGACCCCUUCAAGAUUAGCUUUGACUUUCCAAGCUUUGGGUGCCAUGAAGCUUGGGUUGACGAUAGCCAUUCGGUAUAGCCACAGCCGGAGGCAGUUUGGGCCCAAAGCCAGAGAAGAGGUGAAGAUCAUUGAGCACCAAACGCAGACUCUUCGGCUGAUGCCUCACCUGGCCACGGCCUUGGCUCUGACCUUCGCCAGCAGGUACGCUGGGGCCCUGCUGGACGAGGAUGUCUUCCAGGGGAAGGAGCUGGUCAACAGCCGCUCGCUGCAGGCCCUGGUGGCUGGGUUGAAGGCCUACAGCACCUGGGAGAACAUCAGCUGCCUGCAGGACUGCCGCGAGUGCACCGGAGGCAUGGGUUACAUGAUGGAAAACCGAAUCUCAGGCUUAAAGUGUGACACAGAUGUGUUUGUCACUUUUGAAGGUGACAAUGUUGUUAUGCUACAGGUUGUAGGGCGGGAACUGCUGACCCAAUGCACCAAACACUAUGAAGAAAAGCCACUCUCUGGCCUGCUCCAAAACUGGGCUGAGUCUGUGGGUGACAAGCUGAGAACCAGUUUCCUGGCAUUUAACAUGGACACAGUUGGUAGUCUCGCCUUUCUGUUGAAAGCAGUGAAUUUUCGUGAAAGGGUUCUACAGCGGGGUUUGGUGGCCAGAAUGUAUCAUAAGGUGAUGACCAAGAAGGAGGACUUUUUCAGUGCCUGGAACUCGUGCCUGCACCACGUGGCUUCCCUGUCUCUGGCGCACACUCACCGAGUUACCUUGGAGCAGUUCUCCCUGGCAGUGAAGAGCUGUCCCGACCAAGAGGACCAGGCUUUGUUAAUGAAGAGCCCAGGAAGAUGGCUGGCACACAGGAGGGAAGAGGGGAAAGGAGAAAAAGAGGAGGGAGGAAAUUGGCUGUGGAUGAAGUGCCCGGAGAACAGCCUGCGCGAGGGCACCAGUCGGCCAGUCACUCCCUCGUCUCAGGUCUCCUGAUGGAACGUUUUCAGCUUCUGGAAAAUCUCUCCACCUUUCUCUCUUUCUAGGGCUGUAAAAAAGAUGGGAUAGGGGUGGGCAACUUGGUAUGUCACUGAAACCUUUGCCUGAUGGGAAGAAUAGCCUGUGGAUAAUUGUUUAAUGUAUUGCAUUUUGAAAAAAACUCACAGAAAACAUAUCAUUCAAUGUCAGGAUUAGGGCCAAUUAGACAAGUAAGACAAACCUCCUACUAAAAUGAAAGGCUCUCGGAUUGGGUGAAAAAUGACACCCAACAAUAUGACAUAUACGAAACAUGCAAAUGUCUGCUCCCAAGAAGGUGGAGUGGGCAUGCUCACCCCUAUCCUUUCUGCCAAGGACUAGAAACACCGGAUAUUAUGUAUCAGAGCGCGCAUAAGAAGCUGCUGAGAGGUGGAGGCUUAGAAGGCAGACCAGCCAGGAGCCUCAGGACCUGAGGAAUGACACCGCGGGGGACCCCCUGGGUUUUCUGCGUGCCCCAUGUAUUCCAGAGUUGGAGCUGCAGACGCCAGCAACCAGGAAAAGGCUAAUGUGCUCAGCAACAACACAACGACAACAAGGAAGAAGAAGAAAAGGAAGAAGCCUACUUUAGCCAAAGGAAAGGGGCAGAGCCUGGCAAGACAAAAGAUUUUUAGAAGGUAACGCUUUAUUCUAGCCCAGCACCGUGGAAUGUGGCCGCACGUCCGCCCAUGCCAGGAGAGGCCACGUGGGAAGCACAGCCGCCCACGCUCACUAGGCUGUCACGAGGCGAUGCAGCCCUGCCACCGGGGCUGUGUCAAAGGAAGCCUAGCAGCGAGCAGGGGUUUUCAUCUCUAUUGGCCAGUUAACGAGGCCUCUACCCUGUCCACUGCAGUGUCAUUGGAAACCACGUGAGGAGCCUGGGUUUAUUCCCCCACUCAGCAAUCACGAGUCGCCCUGUCCUCUCCCACUGUGGUAGUGUCAGAGGAAGCCAAAUGGAAAGGGUCAGGACAUUCACUACCACCCAGUGGUAAGGAGGCCACUCCUUGGUGGUCAGUGGAGCUGAGCAGAGCAGAAAGGAGGCACUCCUGCCCUCCCACCAGGUGCUAGCAGCAGAGGCCCAGUGGGGAGCUGGACCUUCCUCCCCACCCAAGCCGUACUGAGGAGCACUUCCCCGCCUUGGGUGUCGCUAGAGACUGCAAUGCAUCCUUCAUUCCCUGAAGGGGCAGUGUCAUAGGAAGUUAGCUAAGACAAGCUUUAAAUAAGAUCCAGCGUCUCAUCAUAGAAUACCCCAAAUGUCAAAAUGUGCAAGCUUCAAUCAAAAAUCACUCAUAAUACCAAGAUCCAGGAAAAUCUCAAACUGAAUGAAAAAAGACAAUUAACAGACACCAACACCAAGAUGUCAGGAUGUUAAAAUUAUGUGAAAACCACUUUAAAGCAGCCAUUAGAAAGGAUUCAAUGAGUAAUUAUGAGCAUGCUUGAAACAAAUAAUACAAUAGAAAGUAUGACCAAAGAAAUCGUCUCAGUAAGGAAAUGGAAAAUGUAAACGACCCAGUGGAAAUGUCAGAAUUGAAAAGUAUAGUAACUGAAAUAGAAAUGUCAGUAGAUAGGCUCAACAAUAAAAUAGAGGGGACAGAGGAAAGAAUAAGUGAACUGGAAGAUACAAUAGAAAUUACUGAAUUUGAACAACAGGAAGAAAAUAGACUUAAAAAAAAAAGAAAAGAGUCUCGGGGACCUAUGGGAUUAUGAUGAAAUAUAUAAAUUUACAUUAUUGUGGUUUCAGAAAAAAAAAAAAAGAAAGAAGGUGGGGCUAAAAAGUACUCCAAGAAAUAAUAGUUGAAAAGUCCCCCAAUAUGGCAAAACAUAUAAACCUACAGAUUCAAGAAGCUGAGUGACAAAUAAGAUAAAUCCAAAAACUUAAGGUGCAUCAUAACUAAAAUUCUGAAAAUUAAAUACAAAUAUAAAAUCUUAAAAGUUGUUGGAGAAACAAUACCUUAUCUCUAGGGGAAACCCAAUCCAAAUGACAGAAGACUUCUCGUCAGAAACCACAGAGGCCAAAAAGAAGUGACACAACAUUUUUGAAAUGUUAGGGUGGGGGAAGAACUGUCAACCCGAACGCUAUAUCCAGUAUAAAUAUCCUUUAGGAAUUAAGAGGAAAUCAAAAUAUUCUUAGAGCAAGGAAACUGAGAGAAUUUGUCACCAGAAUAGCUACCCUAAAAAAGCGGAUAAGAGAAGUUAUCUAAACAGAAGAGACAUGAUAAAAGAAGGGAUCAAGAAAAUUAGGAAAGAAGAAAGAAUGUGGUAAACAAAGGGACUAAGUUCAACCCGCUUCCCUUCUCCUUUUGAGUUUUCUAAAUUAUGCUUGACGACUGAAGUGAAGAUUAUAACACUAUCUGCUGUGAUUCUACACGGAUGUAGAGAAAAUAUUUUAGAUAAUUAUACCGUAUGCAGGGGAGGAUAACGGGAUGAAAGAAUGGUAAGGCUUUUACACUUCACUCAAAUGGUUGAUACAGGUAGACUGUGAUAAGUAAUGUAUACAGAAUGUAAUUCCUAGAGCUCUGAAUACUAAAACACUGUUCAGAGAGAUGCACCCGAAAAUACUCUUUUUAAAUAAAUCAGAAUGAAAUGCUAAAACAGGCCCAGGUCACGCACAGGCAGGCAAGGAAGAGAAAACAGAAAUGAAAAAACACAGGAAACAAACAGAAAAAGAAAAUAAAAUGGCAGCCUGAAGUUCUAAUAUAGCAAUAAUUAUAUUAGUUUUAGAUCAUCUAAAUGCAGAAUUUAAAGAUAGAAAUGGUCAGAGUGGAUUAGAAAACAUGAAUUAAUUAUAUGCUGUCAAUAGGAUAAUAUAAAUAAGUUGAAAGUACAGGGCUGGAAAAUGACAUAUCAUAAAAACAUGAAUCAAAAGAAAGCAAGGUUAGAUGUAUUAGUAUCAGAUAAAGUAGACAUCAGAGCAAAGAAAAGUAUCAGAGACAGAUUAAAACAAUAUAUUAUAACAAAAGGGUCAAUCUACCAGGAAGAUAUGGCAACGCUAAAUGUAUGCACCAAAGAUUACAGCUAUAAAAUACAUGAAGCAAAACUGAUAUGAGAGAAGUGAAAGGAGAGAUAGGCAAGCCCACAAUCAUAGUUAGAGACUUCAACACCGCUCUCUCAACAAAUGACAGAACAACUAGACAGAAAAUCAAAACAUGUAGAAAAACUCAACACCAUUCACACACAGGAUCUAUAGACAUUUAUGGAACACUCUGCCUAACAACAGCACAAUACAUUAUUUUCAAGUGCCCGUGGAACAUAACCCAACACAGACCAUAGCUUGGUACAUAAAGCAAAGCUCAAAAACUUUUCAAAGGAAAUAAAAAAUACAUAGAACAGAAUGAAAAUUAAAAUACCAUAUGUCAAAUUGGUGAAAUACAACUAAAACGAUGUUGAGAGGGGAAUUUACAGCUUGCAUGAACAAAAGGAAAUGUUUCAAGCCAAUAACCUAAGCUCCCACCUCAAGAAUCUAGAAAACAAAGAGCAAAGUAAAUCCAAAGAAAGCAGAAGGAAGUAAAAAUUAUAGAUAAGAGCCAGAAUUAGUAAAAUUGAAAACAGGAAAAAAAAAUAGAGAAAACCAAUGAAAUAAAGAGCUGAAUCUUUAAAUAAAAAUCAGUGGAAGUGAUAACCCUCUAGCAAGACUAACAAAGAUAAAACACAAAUUGCCAGGAUCAGUGAUGAAGGGAAUGAUAUCAGUAUAGACCCUGAAAACAUCUGAGUGAUAGUAAGAGAAUACUAAGAAAAAUUCUGUUAAUACACACAUUUAACAACUUGUAUUGUUAAAUGUUGUAUUAAUACAACAAUUUAACAACUUAGGGGAAGUAGACCAAUUCUUCAUAAACACUUACUACCACAGCUUACUCAACAUGAAAUAGAUAAUUUGGAUAGCCCCAUAACUAUUAAGUAAAUUAAAUUCAUAAUUUAAAUAUUUCAGAGAAAGAAAACCCCAGACCUAGAUGCUUUCACUGGAUAAUUCCACUGAACAUUUACAGAAGAAUUAACACCAGUUCUACAUAAUUUUUUCCAGAAAGUAGAAGAGGAGAGAAAUACUUACCAAUUUAUUUUAUGCAGUUAGUAUUCUCCUGAUACUACCAAAAUUAGACAGAGAUAGAAUAAAAAAGGAAAACUACAGACCAAUAUCCUUUAUAAAUACAUAUAAAAUCCCUAAAGAUAUUAAUAAAUAGAAUUCAGCAACAUAUAAAAAGAAUUAUACACUGUGACCAAGUGUGGUAUACUCCAAAGAUACAAGGUGGGUCCAAUUUUCACAAAUCAAUCUCAUUCCUCAUAGUGAAGGGCAAAAGAGAAAAAAAAUCACAUUAUCAUAUCAACUGAUACAGAAAAAGCGUGUGACAAAAUUUAACACUCAUUCAUAAUAACAACUUUUAGACAAAUAGGAAGAGAGUAGAACUUCCUCAGCUAGAUAAAGAGUAUCUACAAAAAUCCCAUAGCUAACAUCACACUUUGUGAUAAAAGAUUGAAUGCUUUCCCCUUAAUGUUAGGAACAAGCCAAGGAUGUUUGGUCUUACUAUUCCUAUUCAAUAGAUUACUGGAAUUUCCAGCCAGUGCAAUACAGUAAGAAACAGAAUAAAACGCAUAUACUUUUAGAUCAGGAAGGAAGAAAAAAAAAAACAGUUCUAUUUAUAGAG